Molecule: messenger RNA, 934 nt
Organism: Trichoderma virens Gv29-8
Lineage: Eukaryota; Fungi; Ascomycota; Sordariomycetes; Hypocreales; Hypocreaceae
Exons: 3
Coding region: 1-627 (208 amino acids)
Biological process (GO): iron-sulfur cluster assembly
Source: RefSeq, a predicted model, not a curated record
AUGGCUGCUGCGGCCCUGGAUAACGCCAACCCAACGAUUCUGAGCGCCUCUCAGCUCCCAACUCGGCAGAAGCGGUCCGCUCCGCGCAAUGGGCCUGACUGUAGAUAUUCGGACCUGAUCUUUGCUAAGCCGUCAUACAUGUCUCGGCCCUUCUUGCAAGACGACGACAUCCGUUAUCAGGAUGACACUGCUACGGCAGACGAUUUAUCGGCCGAACCCAUCGACGAGCAAGAGAUCUACGACCUCAUUUCUAGCAUAACGGAUCCGGAACAUCCCGUAUCGUUGGGUCAACUGUCCGUCAUCAAUCUCCCUGACAUUCACAUAACUCCCUCUCCAGCUCUCGGGGUGCCAAGUCCAAACACAAUUGUCCAAGUCACCGUCGAGCUUACUCCCACCGUCACCCACUGCUCUCUCGCUACCGUUCUUGGGCUUGGCGUGAGGGUCCGGCUGGAGCAGGUGUUGCCUCCGAAUUACCGCGUGGAAGUCAUCUGCAAGGAAAACAGCCACAGCCAAGAUGACCAAGUGAACAAACAGCUCAGCGACAAGGAGCGUGUCGCAGCGGCCUUGGAAAAUGACUCGUUGAGGAGUGUCCUGGACAAGAUGCUAGAGUCUUGCCUAGAGAAUUGAAUUGUUCAAUCUCGAAAGGAGAAAAACCGGCCGGUCAAGAUGUUUUUGUGCCCGCUUGGUUUAAAGCGUGUAUGCUAGUGCUCGCAUUUUGUGUCACCACGUGUCUCCAGGUCUCUUAGGCCUCGAACGGCCAAUCCAACAUUUCGUGAUAUUACGCCCAUGGGCAGCUUACGAGAAUGGGUUUUGUAGGUGUCACUAGGGUAUCCAUAACAGAUUGUUCGUGGAGUCAAAAUGAUCAGCAUCCGAGAGGCCAGAUGAGAAAGCUUUGACUACAGUGAGAGCUUUACUGGCAGCGCGACUGCAAGGA